Messenger RNA from Malaclemys terrapin pileata, 794 nucleotides. It is a transcript of the gene RARRES2, whose product is annotated as retinoic acid receptor responder 2. The record is from RefSeq and is a predicted model, not a curated record. The coding region runs from base 62 to 541 and encodes 159 amino acids. The transcript has 5 exons. Lineage: Eukaryota; Metazoa; Chordata; Testudines; Emydidae. Gene Ontology annotation, molecular function: signaling receptor binding. Gene Ontology annotation, biological process: inflammatory response; regulation of lipid catabolic process.
AGUUCUUGGGGUGGGGGAGAGGGGCAGACGGCUCCCUGGGAUCCAUUCGCCACCCGCACAGAUGAAGGGGCUGCUAGUUCUGGGCUUGGGCUUGGUGGCCCUGGCUGCGGCUAGCGAUUUGACGCUGCAGGAGAGGGUGGUGGACUUGGUGCUGGAGGAUUUUCACAACAAGAAAUUCGUGCAAUGGGUGUACAAGAAACAGGCCGUGGAAGACGUCACUGAAACAGAGUAUCCGGCGGGGCCCUUUGUGCGGCUGCGGGUCAGGCUCCAGCAGACCCAGUGCCGGAACCAGCCGGGGAGCAGACAGGACUGCGCCCUCAAACGCAGAGGGAGGAAGCAGAUCUGCCUGGCUUGUGUCAAGUUUGACUCCCGCAGCGGGGAAAAGGUGCUGGGUAGCUACACGCACUGCAGGAUGGAGAAGCAGCAGCCUGAGAAGGAGAUGGAGACGAGACACGAGCAGGAGUGCAGCACUGUGCAGGAGACGGGCGAAGCGCCCUACCAUCCCGGCGUCUUUGCCUUCUCCAGAGGGUUGCCAUCCUAGCCAGGGCGCCUCCCCCACAUCCACAGCAUGCCUGGGCACCUCUGGGACCCUUGACCCGCGGAAGGACGCUGCUAUCGGCGCUGCCCAGCGGAGACCCGGCGACCACCCCUGCCCGUCAGACACUGCGCCCGCUCCAGCACCAGGCCGGGCAGAGCUGCCUGGCCAAUGGAUCCUGCUGCUCCUUCUCCCCACCCCCGCCUCGCUCAGCUCCAUCGCCCGGCUGUUCAUCCCCAAUAAAGCCAGAGCCCCACUU